Molecule: messenger RNA, 998 nt
Organism: Vicia villosa (hairy vetch)
Lineage: Eukaryota; Viridiplantae; Streptophyta; Magnoliopsida; Fabales; Fabaceae
Exons: 6
Coding region: 145-792 (215 amino acids)
Biological process (GO): protein unfolding; protein transport; 'de novo' cotranslational protein folding
Molecular function (GO): protein folding chaperone; peptidyl-prolyl cis-trans isomerase activity; ribosome binding
Source: RefSeq, a predicted model, not a curated record
CUAAAGAUUAGGUUUAGUGGACCAGAUAUUUGUGGUGGAAAAAAAAUCCAUCCCCGAGAGUGAAAAAAUGGAAAUAAGUUGAAUUGGCUAAUCGAGUGUCGCAAAAGAGAAACGGAUCACGCAGUAGAUAUCGUGAGAGAGACGAUGAUGAUUGGUACCUCAAAUUCCAUUACACUCCGAGGACUAGCUUCAUUCACUACUCCUCCAAACUUGUACACAUCAAAUUCAGUAUCAAGAGUAGCCACUUUUUCUCCGUCACCAUCGAUAAGAGCAACAUCACGUAUUCUCCAUACGCCAAUUUCAGCUGUUGGUUCAAAUUCAGGUUUAGAAGCAUCCGUUACAAAUUCAAAUGAUAUCUCAGUCUUGUUAACAGAUGCCACUGUAGUUUUACAAGAACAAGGUGACGAUGAAAAUAAAAUACAACUAAGAGUGGAGUUGAAUGGUGUUCAAACACGCAAGGUGUUUGACCGGAUUCUCGUAAACUUAGGCCAGAAUGUACCACCAACUCCUGGAUUUCGCACGCGAAAAGGAGGGAAAACGGCAGAGAUCCCGAAAAGCUUCCUUUUACAGGUGCUUGGGGAAGAAAGUGUCACUAAGUUUGCAAUACAAGAAAUUCUCAACUGUACCAUGGCUGAAUAUGUGAAAAAGGAAAACUUGGAUGCAGAGGACAAGAAGGUUAGAACUAUUCAAACGGUCCAAGAACUCAGAAAAUCAUUCACAGCAGGAAAACAAUUUGGCUUCGAUGUUAUAAUUGAGCCUAAAAACAAUGAAGGUAACCAGAUCGAUGGUUAACAGGGCAACAAGAUUUGUCUCACACAAUGAUAUGCAGCUUAAAGAGUUAUUUUAUUAGUCAGUUUGAUGAGCUCGUUAAAAUAAAGAUGGAAUAUUCCUACAUGGAACUUAGAGGAAAAUGCGUAAGAAACUCAUCAUUAGAUUAUUCAUCCCGAUUUUGCUGUUAUACAAAACUACACAGAGUGAUAUAUUGCAGACUUUGAAUA